AUGACUAAGGACACAGCCAUUCAAGCUCAUCAUCCGGUAUCAAACAUCAGUUUCCUGAAUUCAGCCAAAGACACAUCCAUUCAAGCCCAUCAUUCACUACUAAACAUCAGUUCCCCUAAUCCAACCAACCAAUUAGUCAAACUUGACAAAACUCUAGGGAAAGGCAAACUUCCGCUAACGAAGUGGGCGACGAAUUGCCCAGAAGUUCUAAAAUAUAUUGACGAAAGUCACCGAAUUAGUUCAUACGUUGAGGUUGACAAGGCAGAUAAGGAUCUUAAGAUCCUUGGCCUACACUAUAGUCCUAUUGAUGACUGUUUCCUGUACAGUAUCAAGCCAAUUUUAAAUGUUAGGUAUACCAAACGAAGAAUGCUUAGUAUAGCUGCUUCUAUUUUCGAUCCUAUUGGUUGGCUGCUUCCAGUUGUAAUGAAACUGAGAAUAGAAAUUCAACAUCUAUGGCAGGAAGGUUACGACUGGGAUGACAUUAUUCAGGAACCGUUCCGAAAGCAACUUGAAAAUGUGUUCUCGUCCUUAGAAUACCUGAAUGAAAUUCGGGUUCCACGUUGGAGUGGGCACACCUCCAAGGAUGAAAAGAUGGAGCUAGUAGGCUUCAGCGAUGCAUCCGGUGAUGGUUACGCCGCGGUCAUCUAUAGUCGACGCAAAAUUGAGACGGGUUGCCUCGUGCGGUUGAUCGCAGCCCGAGGGCGUGUCACGCCUUUAAAGACACGAUCGAGUAUAAGCUCCAAAGCAUGCACGAUCCCUAAACUCGAGUUGGAAAGUGUAGUCCUAUUAACGGAAUUGUUCAACGACGUCCGUAAAAACCUAGGGACUAGCCCAGUAAAAUUCACGGCGUAUACCGAUUCCGAGGUGGCUCUCUGCUGGAUUCGGAGUCGGAAGGAUAUCGAAAACAAAUUGGUUAAGCGACGAGUAGCCGCGAUCCAUAAGUAUUUGUCACCCACAGAUAUCCACCACGUGAGGUCAAGUCAUAACCCUGCAGAUUGUGCAUCUAGGGGCAUGUGUCCCCGGAAAUUUGUAGCUCACAAGUUGUGGUUCCAUGGACCGCAAUUCUUGCAAGGGGAACUCCCUCGCACGGAGGUCGUCGGUUCUGGUGCUGAAACAGUGACUCAUCUAGCAGAAGUUGCUUCCGAGCCUACGCCUGAUCCAGAUUUCAUUCAGCGAUUCUCAAGUUUACCUCGAUUGAUAAACACAAUCGCGAGAUGCCGUCGAUGGAGAUCGGGAACUUCCGUCAAUAGUUCAAAGGUUGAUCUUAAGAUAAUGUUGUCUACAUAUAAGGACACCAAAAAGACAUGGAACGAGCAGUUGAAUUGUUAG
This is a messenger RNA of Hermetia illucens (black soldier fly), 1329 nucleotides long. RefSeq lists its product as uncharacterized. The transcript is spliced from 3 exons. The coding region runs from base 1 to 1329 and encodes 442 amino acids. The record is from RefSeq and is a predicted model, not a curated record. Lineage: Eukaryota; Metazoa; Arthropoda; Insecta; Diptera; Stratiomyidae.